Messenger RNA from Pseudocercospora fijiensis CIRAD86, 846 nucleotides. RefSeq lists its product as uncharacterized. The record is from RefSeq and is a predicted model, not a curated record. The transcript has a single exon. NCBI's taxonomy places the organism in Eukaryota, Fungi, Ascomycota, Dothideomycetes, Mycosphaerellales, Mycosphaerellaceae. The annotation marks the transcript as partial.
AUAAUGUAGUAGUCUACAGAACAGUACGACAACAUGUCGGCCACACCUUCUUCCUCCGCAGCAGCAGCAGCCUCCAACACACCGAACAAACCUCCUCCCACCGCCAACGUCAAACCCAGCCGUCUCCCAGCUCCGACCCUCUUCGUCGGCCCCCCUUCCAGAAAUGCCUCCCACCUCUCCAUCUCCCGCCAACAAACCCAAGAACCCCGCGAACCACGAAAAAGCACUUUAGGCAAAAACGUCGAACCCGCCUCGUCAACAAUCAAUGACGACACAAGAUCCACGAAUACCCGUAGAUUUCCUCCUCCUGCUCCAGAAGUGAAGAAAACUUCGGAGAAAAAUAUCGAAGCGAAAUGGAAGGAAAUUCAGAGGAUGCUUAAUGAAGUGGAAAGUACGACGGCGGCUCAGCAGAAUGUUUUUGGUGAGAGGCAUUCUGCUGCGUUAGAUGCUUUGAAAAAGGCGCAGGUUGAGCUGGCGAGGGCUUGGGGGAGGGGGAAUCAUCAGGAUCAGGAGCAAGAGCAAGAGCAAGAGCAUCGGGAUGGGUUGGGAGGGGUUGAGGAACGGAGGGAAGUUGGAGGUGUGAGGAAGAGGGCUAGUACUGGUGCGGAGAGUGGGAGUACGGCGCUUUCUGAUGAGAGUCGGGAAGAAGGGAAGGGUUCGGGGAGUUUGGAGGAUGAGACGGCGAUGGAUAUUCGGUUGGCGAGGGAGAGGAGGGCGGCGAAUGAGGGGUAUUUUAUGAAGGUUGAGGAUGGGGUUAGGGAUGUUGUGAAGAAGUUGGAGGUUGUUGCUGAGGCUAUGAGGGGCGUUGAAGGGGAGAGUAGGAGUUUGUGGAGUUCGGGUGAGAGU